Messenger RNA from Numida meleagris (helmeted guineafowl), 7170 nucleotides. It is a transcript of the gene ZBED1, whose product is annotated as zinc finger BED-type containing 1. Gene Ontology annotation, cellular component: nucleus. Gene Ontology annotation, biological process: regulation of transcription by RNA polymerase II. Lineage: Eukaryota; Metazoa; Chordata; Aves; Galliformes; Numididae. Gene Ontology annotation, molecular function: protein dimerization activity; DNA binding. The transcript is spliced from 2 exons. The record is from RefSeq and is a predicted model, not a curated record. Bases 2589 to 4676 code for a protein of 695 amino acids.
UGCCCGGGCCUCGCUUAGCCCGUGCCCGCCGCAGUCCCUCGUAGCCCGGCCUGCCCCUCGCUCCCUGCCCCGGUAGCCCUGCUGUCACCAGCCAAGUUGGUGAGAGUGACGCUCAUAGUUUUCUCCAGAUCAGUUAUUUGUUUGAGAAGUUACUUUUUCACUUCUUUUUUCCUGAUUUUUGGUCGGCAAGUGCUUGGUAGUGACUCUUUUUAGUCCCCCUAACAUUGACCAAGGAAACUUUGAGUUUAGCAGGAAAAAAGGAUCUGAAUUUCCUCUUUUCUCACAUUUCUCUUUGGGACUGUAGAAUGCUUCUGAUUUUGCGAACUUAUAGCAAAGUAAGGUCAGUCUGGAUGUAUACUAUAUCAUCAGAUCUUAGCUUAACUCUGCCUCUGGGACAGCGCCUUUGCCAUCCUCUGGCUGCUGUGGAGCUGUGGGAAGUUUUAACAAGGAUCACAAUAAAAAUCCUAGGCAAGAGACGGGGCAAGAGUAGUUGGGACAGGGGUGUGCAAGGCGCUGGAAGCUGAUGGCCGAGUGAGCUGUGCGUUCCACCACACAUGGCUUUGUGGGCAGCGCUUCUGCUUUUCUUCGCGCCUCAUAGUUCUAUGGUAGGUUUGCGUUUUCCUUUUUAAUCUCAAAAUACAAGCACAGAACAAGGAAAACAAGUAGAAGAACCCCAACAACAAAGAGGCAGAUGUGCGUACAGUUUGAAAUCGUCUGAGCAUUUUUCUUGCAUUAGUUUUUCUUGGCAGAGUGAAGGCGGGUAUUGUGCCUAGGGUGUGUAACACUUUCCAAAUCUUUUCCGAACUGAGGAGAAGCACCAUGAUGAAAAUAUGACUCCAGUGUUUUGAUGUGUUAUAUUCUCAUCUACUAUUAAAAAAAAUAGUAAUUGAAUUUGGAAAUAACAGUGUAAGGCGGCGCAUGUGGCAUCAGGGAGACGUCAGCUGGCCUGAGCAGCGCUGUGGCAGAUCUGGCAGAUUUGGAAAGCUUUCCCCCAGACACAGUUCAGGAUGGCUCCUUCCAAGGACAAGUAGCUUCCUUGGCACAGGACUGUGGGGCGCACUCGCCUCGCGGCACUAACCUCCUGCCUUGCUUUGGCUUGUCAGGGCUUUAGAAACCAACUAGCCUAUCAGUGGGACGGAUUUUGCCUAGAUUAGCCUUGUUUUCAUGCAGUAAUUUCAAAAUAGUGACUGGAGCAUGACAAAAAGUGGAAGUGUUGAUUACGAUGUGCUUUAGUAAAGCUUGGAUCUGUAAACUAUGCUUAUUGUGAGAAAUGACCGAGUAACUUUUUGAGGCAGGAUUCUAGAAUGCAUUGCAGUGCCCAUGUCUUUCCAAUGGGCUGUCCUUGCAGCUCGGAAAAAUGCCCACUGGCAGCGGCCACUGCCCGAGGAUCUCCCGGCACAGAAAGGCCAAGAGGGAAGCGGGGCUGGCGUUGGUGGAGAAGGAAUGUCUCUCAUCCUGACUGCUUGGCUGCUGUUCCCUGUUGGGGUUCCCAGUUCCUGGGUACAGCCCUGUGGCACAGCAGGGGCACGGCUGUAGCUUGGCCUCAGGCACUGUACUGGUGAGUGAAGGCAGCGCUCAGACCCGGUGUAAGUGCGGCCCUUCUGUCUCCAAGGUGCGCAGUUCAUUUUCCAAGAAAAGCUUACUUUCUGACUCUUAGCAGAGAGAUUUUUAGGAUUUUAAUCCGAAGCAAACCCAAGUAAUUCUUUCUCUUAGUCAAACUUAGUCAAAAGUUGCAUGUUCUUGGCAUGUAUGCCUUAGCAUUUACUCUGUUGCAUCCUCCUGGGGUUCAUCCAGUUUUUACAGGUGGGAUUCAAGACAGCUUUUUGGGAAAGAGGACAGUUUGAGCCCUGAAAUCUAGAUUCAGGGUAAGGCGUUGGAUCUUUUAGGCUCACAGCUCCAAAAAAUUACUAACUCUUCAUCCUGAAGGUUCAGCUCCCGAUCCAGUGUGGGAAAGUUUGGCUGAAAUUCUGACCUUGAAGCACAGGGAAGCCGAGUCCAAAGUUGGGAGCAUAAAUGCGGCACAAUCAGUGAUUUUUAUCACUAAGCAAAAUCAAUGUGCGGAAGUAAAGGGGAAGAGGCCAUUUAUGUUACAAAUAAUUCUCUGGGUGCUGAUUGCAUAGGUGAUGUAGCUGCUGAUGCUUGGAGUGAGCUGCAUUAGUGUUGUGGCCAGACCCUCUGCUGCCAAGGCUCAGCAGGGGGAAGCGACUCACGGAGCCCAGAACAAACACGGUUGUGUAGGUUGCCAGGUGCGCCCGCUCCCUGCAUAAUGCGACGCCCAGCUCCUCUUCACAGUACAGGAUUGCACUGUUCUCUUCAAAUUGGGUGCAUCGACCUGAAACAAGACGUGUUCUGAGAGGCAACGCGUCUGCUCCUCAGAUCCAGAAUAAUCAGGUGACAGAGUUCACUGGUGAGCCUGCAAAUGCGGAGCUCAGAGCCUGCCAGUGGUAGUCCUUUGGCCGCAGGAUGGUGGGGCUGCGCAGCGCAGGAGGCGUCCUGAUGUCACAACUGGGAAAUGUAGGGCUUUGGCUGUUUGUGGGGUACUCAUUAAUGAGUGAAGGAUCAAAAGGUGGGACGGUGGCCAAGAAGCAAUGGAGAAUAAAAGUUUAGAAGGUUCCCCGUCAGAUCUAAAGUUAGUGGCUCACCCGAGAGCAAAGAGUAAAGUGUGGAAGUACUUUGGGUUUGAUACCAAUGCGGAAGGAUGCAUAUUACAGUGGAAGAAAAUCUACUGCCGUAUUUGCAUGGCACAGAUCGCCUAUUCGGGAAACACGUCCAACCUUUCCUACCACCUCGAGAAAAACCACCCCGACGAAUUCUGUGAAUUUGUGAAAAGUAACACCGAGCAAAUGAGGGAGGCCUUUGCUACUGCAUUUUCAAAAAUCAAGCCAGAAUCGUCGCAGCAGGUUGUUCAAGAUAGUCUCAUCAUGAAGACUUACCAGAACUACGAAAACAAAAAGCAUCAGGAGCUGACAUCUGCAGUCAUCGGCUUGAUCUGCGAGGGCAUGUAUCCUGCUUCUAUUGUUGACGAGCCCACUUUCAAGGCUCUCUUGAGAACAGCUGAUCCCAGGUAUGAACUUCCUAGCCGGAAGUAUUUCUGUACAAAAGCUAUUCCUGAAAAAUACAACACCAUUAGAGAGAUUGUGUUAAAAGAGCUCACUGACGUCCUGUGGUGUGGCAUAUCCACAGACAUGUGGAGAAGUGAAAACCAGAACAGGUCAUAUGUAACUGUCGCAGUUCACUUUCUCAGCAGCAGUCAUUCCAACUGCCUGGCGGUCAACUCGCGUUGCUUAAAAACGUUUGAAGUACCGGAGGAUAAUACUGCAGAGACUAUUACACGAGUCCUUUAUGAAACAUUCAUCGAAUGGGGGAUCAAUACAAAAGUCUUUGGUGCUACCACAGACUACAGUAAAGACAUUGUGAAAGCUUGCUCUCUCCUAGAUAUUCCAGUGCAAAUGCCUUGCUUGGGGCACACUUUUAAUGCCGGAAUACAACAAGCUUUUCAGCUCCCAAAGCUCUGCGGCCUUCUUGCCAGGUGCCGAAAACUGGUGGAGUAUUUUCAGCAGUCUACGGUAGCGAUGUAUAUGCUGAGCGAGAAGCAGAAGCAGCAGAACAUUCUGCACUGCAUGCUGGUGAGCGAUCGUGUUUCCUGGUGGGGCAGCACACUCGCCAUGCUGCAGCGCCUCAAGGAGCAGCAGUUCGUCAUUGCGGCCGUGCUCGUGGAGGACAGCAACAACCACCAUCUCAUGCUGGAAGCCAGUGAGUGGAAUACAAUCGAAGGGCUGGUGGAGCUGCUGCAGCCUUUCAAACAGGUCGCAGAGAUGAUGUCUGCUUCCAAGUACCCCACAAUAAGUAUGGUGAAGCCCCUUCUCCACAUGCUUCUGAACACUACCCUGAACAUCAAAGAGAAUGAUUUGAAAGAAAUCAGCAUGGCAAAGGAGGUAAUAGCUAAGGAGCUGUCAACUACCUACCAGCACACUCCGGAAAUAGACAUGUUCCUCAACGUUGCCACUUUCUUGGAUCCUCGCUACAAAAAGCUGCCUUUUCUUUCAGCCUUUGAGCGGCAGCAGGUGGAAAACAGAGUGGUUGAAGAAGCAAAAAGCCUGCUGGAGAAAGUAAAAGAAAACACAUUUCGGACCGAGGAAAAGUUCUUCACGGUUUCAGAAGAGCCUCCAGUGAAAAAAAUAAUCAUCUCCUCCACUCCUCCUCCUAGUAGCGUAAUCAACAACAUGCUUGCAGAGAUCUUCUGCCAGACAGGAGGUGUAGAGGACCAAGAGGAGUGGCACGCUCAGAUUGUUGAGGAAUUGAGCAACUUUAAGUCUCAAAAAGUCCUUGGUUUGAACGAAGACCCGCUAAAGUGGUGGUCUGACAGACUAGCACUGUUUCCAGUUUUACCAAAGGUUCUUCAAAAAUACUGGUGUAUUUUGGCUACAAGGGUCUUCCCCGAACGCCUUUUUGGUUCUUCUGCUAAUGUUGUCAGUGCAAAGAGAAACCGGCUGGCCCCAGCGCAUGUGGACGAGCAGAUCUUUUUGUAUGAAAACACUCGGAAUGGGUCCGAGGCAGAACCGGAAGAUGAAGAUGAAGGAGAGUGGGGUUUGGAACAGGAACAGAUUUUUAAUUUAAAUGACUCGGUAAAUGUAAACAACAGUUUCUUUAAUAUCCGAGACAGUGGGUUUGUUUAACAGGACUGCUGCAGUACAUUUAAUAACAAAGAAAAAGGUAUUUGUCAUAAGUUACCAAAAAUACUUGUUUAUGCUAUGAAUGCUGUAAAUAUUGAAUGGUUGUAUCAAACUUGAUUUAGCUUCCAUUGCCUAUGUUUUUCCCACUGUCUUAAAACAUGAAUGACUUGUGAUCAAACAGCACUGAAAUGAAUGAGGAAAUAAAUUCUACAAAGACUGUGUUUUCUGACUGUGGCCCAGAUCUCAGAGAACACUUAGCCUUGUGCUUCCCUUCCGCUUAUUUCACUGGAAGAGAAACACAUGUUUAUGUGCUUUCUGUAAUGAAAAUAUUUUUCCUCAGUUAGGACCUAAGCGAGGGAAUUGUUAAGAUUUAUGCCUCCAACUAUAAAUCCCACGUGACUUAGGGCGUUAGCUUUAAAUUUUGGAUUUUAAAACAUUAUUUUUAAAUUCCAUAAAUCAGAGCAGCAAGGAUUUUUAGAGUGUAUAGAUGAUAAAGAAUGAAAAAAGAUCAUGAGCCUGAUUUUCUUUUUCACUACCUCAUGUCUUAGGCUUGGUCUAUGCUAGAAAAGUUCAGCUGGUAUAAUUCUGUCAGUUAAGGGACUGUGCUACUAUUUUAACUGGCAUUGUGCUGGCAUAGGCUGUAGUGUGGAUGCUCCAAGGCAUACUUGGAGAAUUUAUUUGGCUUUCCAGUGUGGUGUAAAUGGUAUAAACACUUCCAGACUGGUAGUGCUAUGUCCACGUUGCUCAGGUUUUACCAUUGAGCUGUAGCAGCUAAAUGGCAAAGCCCUUUUUGUCCAGGCAAGCCCUGGCUGUAGUCUGUCCUGCUUUUAGAAAGUGAGUUGGGUCUAGGCGAGGUUGCUGUGCAGAUGUUGUAGCUGAUGCCAGAAGUGCAAAGCAUCACAGGCAUCUAGGGAUGGAGGGAGGGGACAAAGGGGGCAGGAGGCGUGCCAGAGCCGUGGGUCUAGCUGUGUGUGUGUGUUAUACAUUACUUAACCUUUUAAUUUAAAUGGGGACUUUGUCCAGGGUAGCUUAGAGAAUUUUGUUGGUGAAAAAAGCAAUAUAAAAACUUUAAUAUUAUGUAAAUAUAUUUAAAAGAGGGAGACCUUCCAUUUCCCCACAUGUAUUUAGUGAGUCUUUAGGAUUGUUUCUUGUUAUUUUAACACUUAAAGCUUUUUUUUUCUUCUCCUUUUUUGAUUCAGUUUGUAGAGUGGAGUCAACCAUUUGAGUGCUGUUUCUAAUUAGUUGUUAUGUAUUGCAAUUGCUUCCUGUGUGUCUCUGGGCCUAAGUGUUUUCAGCCCUUUUGAGAACUUGGCCAAAAAAAAAAAAAAAAGUGGAAAAAAGCCCAACAAGGAAAACCCCAUGUCUCUUAUGAAAUACUGGAGAUCAAAUCAAACAUGACAAUUUUUCACACUUGGCACUGAGUGGGAUGGUAGCCAGCAAUUCUCUGUGAGGUGUGGGGAGGAGUUCUGUGGCUGUAUUUGUGUGUCAGGCCUCUUGUACCCUGCUCACAAUCUGCUGGGAGAGCUGCUCUUGCCCAGUUAGAUGCCAGCACUUCCUACUGGUGCUUAAAGGAGUUGAAAAAUGCCACUGAGACAAAUUCUGAAGUUCUGUGCCCAGCUGCGAAGAGCUACCUCUGCUCCGCUGCCCCACUGUGGUCUUGAGGACCGUGCUGCCAAAGAAACACAUGUGUGGUGACUAGGGUGGUGGUGGGAAAGGCCGGUGUUGUACAUUGGCGUUGAGUGUCUGCGAGCACGCUGAGCGCGGCCCAUGUGGAGAAAGGUGUGUGGAAGAUGGUCAUACACUGAGAAGACAUCUUGAUUUUUGUCAUCGCCGUGGCAUCUGCAGACGUGUGCUUGUAGAAGGAGGCUGGCCAGAAGGACGUGUGAAAAUGUAUUCAAUUCCACCAUCAUUUAUGUUACCAAACCAUAUAUUUAUGUGUUGGCUUAGUAGCUUUUUACAGAUUGGAGGCCUAUGUGGCAGGAUGGGGUGGCUGAGUAUGACUGCCUGUGAUGCAGAAUGAAGGCGUGGUGUGAUAGACGUGUGAGGGCCACAGAGCCAAAUCAAAGAAGGGAGUGAGGUGCAGCAGUUUCCUCUUUUUUGCCCCCUCCUUCAUGUCACCCUGCAUCAUGUAAGAACACCUGGGCAGUUUAUUUUCAUCUCUGCUAGCCACUGCAGAGCUUCGGACUGCUGGCAGAAAGUGUGCAUGGCCUGCUGAGCCAGCCUGGGACCUGAGCACACAGCAGGGCUUGCGGCCUGCUCCUGGGUGCGUCUGCCGAGCAGUGUGGGGCAGUGUUCCCUUCCACCUUGCAUCCUUUUAUUUAUUUUUUUGGUAUCCAAAAUAAAACUAGUUGGGUCAAUGGAAAUGUCUCAGCAUUCUCCUGAAAAAAAGAAAAAGAAAAAAGCCAUUGUUAGUCCUACUCAUUGUCUGUGACAUUUUUAUUUAAUGUUUUAAGCUUGGAAUAUUGUUAAAUAAACCAGAAAAAUACGUUAGUUACUG